Molecule: messenger RNA, 1056 nt
Organism: Rangifer tarandus platyrhynchus (Svalbard reindeer)
Lineage: Eukaryota; Metazoa; Chordata; Mammalia; Artiodactyla; Cervidae
Source: the annotation of a GenBank genome assembly
AUGGCAAGAACGCUGGCAGGCUUGAAGUCUCCAACACCAUCCUCCACUGCUAAGAGCAUGAUACGGCUGAUCCAGUCUCUCACGCUUGUCUCCUUCCUUGGCCCAGGGAACUCAGUUUCAGAAGCCAGCUCAACCCCACCGGUUGUGAACGGGGUCCUGCGGGAGUCUGUAACUCUCCCCUCGAAUUUUCCUGUGAAAGAGAAUAUCUCGUCCAUCACCUGGCUUCACAAGGGAAACUCUGUCAUCUUCAUAUGGCCAAAAGAAGCAAAAAUACAGGUGACUGAUCCAACACGGAAAGAUCGACUGAAUAUCAUCGAGUCCUACUCCUUGCAGCUCAACAAUCUGACAAUGGCAGACGCGGGACAUUACCGUGCCCAGAUAACCACAUCAACCUCCUUUCUGUACACCGAUUAUAACCUGCAGAUCUUCAGACGACUGAGCAACUUACAAGUUGCCCAUCACACCAAACUGUCUGAAAAUAGUACCUGUGAGAUCCAGCUGACCUGCUCUGUGGAGAAUCCAAAUGAUAACGUCUCGUUCAGGUGGGAGGUAGCAGGAAACCCAUUUCAUAGUGAAGCAAAUCUUUCUGUAGCCUGGAACCCCAAGAGCCUCAGUGAAGAGACCUACACCUGCAUAGCUGAGAAUCCUGUCAGCAGUUUAUCCUCCUCUGUCUCUGACAAAAGUGUCUGUAAAGGUGUUAUUAAUGGGAAAAAUGAAUACUUGGAUAUCAGAUGGAUUAUCAUUGUGGUUGUUUUGACAUGUAUAUUCUUCAUUGCAUUGAUAUUAAUAUUUGUUCAGAGGAAAAAAGUAGCAGGUUUCUUUCAAUUCUCUACUCAGCAAACCCAGUGUCCUGCAGAAACUGUGAGUAACUUAGAGUACGCUUCCUUCUCUUCAGGGAACACUGUGUAUGUUCAGGUCACCCAUUCAAACAGGGAAGCAGAAAUCUCAAAACCUGUGAAAAACAAUGACUCCAACACAAUUUAUUCUGAAGUUCAUCAUCCCCAAGAGAGAAAGCCCAUUUAUUCCAAGACAACUGCCCAUCACAACGUCAUGUAA